CUGAGUCACGGAGGUUUUGCAUAGCCGGUGUUUGGUUACAAGCCUUUUAUGGACUCCCCCAUCAGGGAUAUCAGUAUCUGCAUUAUAACUCCUAUCUAUUCUUAGGUGACACUUCGGCAGGACUGACCAGAGCCUUUGGGGUUCCUGGCGUAAAACUGAGAUAAAAUGUCUUACAGCGUGACUCUCAACGGACCUGGACCAUGGGGGUUCCGACUGCAAGGGGGGAAAGACUUCAAUAUGCCUCUGACCAUCUCCAGAAUUACGCCUGGCAGCAAAGCAGCUCAGUCCCAGAUGAACCAGGGGGACAUGGUGGUAGCCAUUGAUGGGGUCAAUACAGAUGGAAUGACUCACUUAGAAGCCCAGAAUAAAAUAAAAUCAGCGAGUUACAACCUGGCUCUUACUCUUCAGAAAUCAAAACGUCCAGCUCCAGUUCCAACAGCCACCCCAAGAAUUGACUCUCCCAUGCCCGUGAUUCCUCAUCAAAAGGAUACUGUUCUGGAAGUCAAUGGCAACCGAACAAGCUUCGAUCCUCUAACUAGCACAACAGCUGGGUCCAUGAGUAGCAUUUUAGCAAGCAAUGGAGCACAUUCAGGCUACCUCAGCAAACAAGAGACCAGCCUUUUACAUAGUUCUUCCUUCUUAAAGACUACUACCAUUAGAUCUUCCAUGUCCUCUCAGUCCGUGACUCCUGAUCUGUCACCAGCAAAAAGUGACAUAGGUUCAAAAACAAGCUCAAUGAUCACAGAUGGCAGUAGCCCUAAACACCAGUUGAGCCCAGCAAGGCAAUAUAACAACCCCAUUGGCCUGUAUUCAGCAGACACCCUAAGGGAAAUGGCUGAGAUGCAUAAGUUAAGUCUCAAGCAAAGGGCUUCAGAAGGUGGACUUCCCAGAGGUAGCCUCCCUGUUAAAGAUCCUCAUGUAGACAGUGCCUCUCCAGUAUAUCAGGCUGUACUUAAAACUCAGAACAAGCCUGAAGAUGAGCUUGAUGAUUGGAGUCGCCGUUCUUCCAACUUGCAGUCCAAGUCCUUCCGCAUCCUGGCUCAGAUGACAGGAACUGAGUACAUGCAAGAUCCAGACGAAGAUGCCCUGAGGAGAUCAAGUGGCAAGAGCAAAGUUGCGGAAACAUCCAAAAACAGCCUUGCAGGUACUGCUCAUGAGGCACAGUAUGUGACGUCAAGUGUUUGGCAUCAUCCUAAGCCACACAAUACAGAUGCCAACACUGGCAAAGCUAAAGCAAUGGCCUCCAAAGGUUCCGUGAGAUUUGGAACAGGUGCAAGUCAGAGGGAAGCCAGCUACCCCAGUGCUGGCCAGAAAGUCCCUCUUGCUUCAUCCAGUAACCCAAGUACCCCUGUUGAGCAUGUGCCAGUAUCUACCCGCUGCACCCCUUCUGCUAUGUCGCCUGCUUCAGCCCAUCAGCCCGCUACUGCUGCUCACAGUGCUGCUCACCAGAUGACCCUGCCAUCGGCCAUGGCCACUUCAGUGGUACAUGAUUCCAUCUCAUCAUCUUGCCAAAGCCUCAACCGGCAUUCUUCCACUUCCAUCACCUACCAGUCCAAAAAGAGAGGUCCAGGCCAAUCUUAUAUAUCAUCAGCACCAGCUCCCCAUGGCCCAGCUCCUUACACAGGCUACAGUGAAGCCCCAGCUCCUGCUUCGAAACCUAGAGUUGUCACCACUGCCAGCAUCAGGCCCUCAAUUUAUCAGCCAGCUCCAGCACCAGCACCAGCUCCGGCACCAGCACCAGCUCCAGCACCAGUAUCUGUACAUACUUACACUCCAAGCCAAGCUGAGCCUUCUAGCCGUCCUCCCUGGAUAACAGAUGACUCAUUCUCCCAGAAAUUUGCUCCUGGAAAAACUACAACCACUGUCACAAAGCACAUUCUACCACGGGGGGCUCCAGUGCCGCCGUCACCUGCCUCAGCUCCAACUUAUCAACCUCCUUCAAUUCCAGCCUCCUCUCAGGCUCCUGCUGUUGCCAGAGGAACAAUUCAAAGGGCUGAACGCUUCCCGGCCAGCAGCCGGACUCCACUCUGCGGACACUGUAAUAGCAUAAUCAGAGGUCCUUUCUUGGUAGCCAUGGGUCGUUCUUGGCAUCCAGAGGAAUUCAACUGUGCUUACUGCAAGACAUCCCUGGCUGAUGUAGGCUUUGUCGAGGAACAGAACAGCGUGUACUGUGAGCGCUGCUAUGAGCAGUUCUUUGCCCCAACCUGUGCCAGAUGCCAUACCAAGAUCAUGGGGGAAGUGAUGCAUGCCCUUAGGCAGACUUGGCACACAACUUGCUUUGUCUGUGCCGCCUGCAGGAAGCCAUUUGGAAAUAGCCUCUUCCACAUGGAGGAUGGAGAGCCCUACUGCGAGAAAGACUAUGUUGCCCUGUUCAGCACCAAAUGUCAUGGAUGUGACUUCCCUGUUGAAGCAGGAGAUAAGUUCAUCGAAGCCCUUGGACACACUUGGCAUGAUACCUGCUUCAUUUGUGCUGUGUGCCAUGUGAACUUGGAAGGUCAGCCGUUUUAUUCAAAGAAGGAUAAGCCAUUGUGCAAGAAACAUGCACAUGCAAUAAAUGUCUAAAGGAAGAUCUGGAAGCUAGAGACAAAGCGAAAAGAUUAAGGAUCGAAUCAACAAAUGAAAUAUAGAUAACAAUGGAUGUUUCAUGAUGGGGUGGGGGCAGGGGAGACAAUGAAUAAUGAACACUUAUGAAGUUCAAUUCAAUUGCUUUUAUAUUUGCAGAUCUUGCAGUAUUACUCUUGCAUACUGUAGACAAAAAAGUGAACUAAGAUUCAAAACUUGACAGUGAAAUAAUGCUGCAAAAGUUUGAUCAAAAUGAACAAAAAUAUAAAAAUAUUUGUAAAACAUACAUAAAAUUACUAAUAUUGAAUAUCUUCUAGUAUGCUUACCUGGGCAAAGUGAAGACUGAUACCACAUACUAGUGCUAAAAAAAAAAGUACAGAUCAUUCUUAGUAUUAUUAUACUACUCAAAGUGCCAAAAUAGAGAUGUAAGUUUUGGGCGGUAUAAAAAUAUGUAAAAUAAAUAAAAUAAAAUAAAUAAAAUAGUACAUGUUGAAUAACUUGUAGAGUCCUAGCUAAUAGUGAUAGGUGGAUUAAGUGUUCCUCACAAAAGAAACAGAAUUAUAUUCCAUUAUUGUAUUUAUGACAUGAUAGUUCUUCUAACACCAGACUUUUUAUGGACCUUAGACUUACUUUUGCAGGCCUUCUACCAUGAACUGGCUUUCCCAGUCAAGGCUUGAAUCCAGCUGCUACUAAGGGCCUAUUCACACUUCCCCAAAGCAGUGUGGGACCUGCUUCCUUUUGUAUAAAGAAUCACAUAGGUGGGUCUGGGGACAUGGUUCUUUCCUACAUAAACAUGGUACUUCCUUCCAGCCGGGCAAUCUUUGCUCAGGAAUGAGCCACUGCCACAUCACUGGUCCUCCACAUGUGGUUCCUUCAUAAACGAUGACAUGAGAAGCAGCGCCUAUACUGUUGUGAAUGUGAAAUGGCAUUUGUUUUAAUGUAGCAGAAUUAGGGGUAAAUGUAGCCCUAGCUUGCACACACCUGAAGCUGCAUAGGAACUGUUUUCCCAUCAUGCUAUCUCAUGUGGCUAUGGCAGACGGAUACGCAUAUGCAACCGGACGAGUGGAGCCAAUUGUGUGAGUCUUACUGCCAGAUGGGAACAGGGCAAUUGGGUUAUGAUUGUGUGAGAAAGACCCAUGCCAUCAGCUCUGGCCAUAUGGUUGUACUGUUCACAUAAAUACUGCAGUCCUGUGUGACAAAACUGCAGGGAAUACCCCCCCCCCACACACACACAUGCAGUUCUGGAUGUGAGUGAAGAGUUGAAGUGAGUGGUAGAGGGGGUGGGGCGGGGAGUUGAGCUGCAUUAAUUCCUUUUGAGAAAAGAAAAUAGAAAGUGUAUAGCAGCAAAGGGUGGGGGAAGGCUGUGGCCAAUUACCUCAUUCAGAGCUUAACAAGGGAAUUACUUUCCCCCAAUUUGCUUUUGCAUAAGGAAAGAGAAAGGGCUGAAAAGGAUCUAGUUUGUGUUUCUACAUGAAGCUGAUUCGCUUUUCCACUUAUUUGACUGUCCUCUCAUCUCAUAGAUCUAGGGAAAUGCCUAAUAUAAUUGCAGCCCAAGGAGGACAGAGAGAUAGGAAAUAGCCAGAGGGAAUUCCACUACAAUUUCCAUCCUUUGUGAAUGAGGCACUCUCUUUUCCCCCUCCUAAAAUUGAUAGCAUUCACAGGGCUGCCCUAUGUCACAGGCAUGCCCAGUUCUAACUGUGAUUAGGUUGUUUUAAUAUGACAUCUCUGAGGCAUGAUUGGUUUGCUGCUAAAAGGAAAUAAAGCCUUUGGAACUUAGAGUAGCAUUUGUGUAACAUCUUUUUCAGUUUUUGAACAAACCUUACUUAAUAUAUCUGAACAAGAACUUAUUGAAGCUUUUGUAUUGUUGCAAAUGGCAGUAUGUAUUUAUACUGGUCGUAGCUUUGGAUAUUUAUGUAGUAGUAUCAGGUAACUGUUUUAUACAAUAAGACAAGUGGCUCAUGUCUACUCAAAUGAGAAUCCUAAGCUGUGACAAACAUGGGAGGAUCUGUCGACCUCAGUGUUAGUAGCUCAUUUGAGUGAACAAAAGGAUAAUGCUGAAGCUAUUUACUCCAAAGUAAUAUACUUUCCAAUAAAUAGCUUCAGCACUGAAGUCUUUGGUUUCUUGUUUAUAGCAACAUAUUAUAGUUACCAUUUGUAAAAUCUAUUUCACAAUCUGAGGUGAUAUGAGCCCUUUUGAUUAAUACCCCCACCUAUGUGGGUUUUGUUUUUUAACAUGCAGCAGCAACAACAACAAAAACCUGUUAAUGAUGACUGUUUUCUCCCUCUCAAAAUUCUAUACCUUAUUUUAAGAAAUAUGCUAUGGAAGCAGCUUUAAGUCCUAUUGUGAUUGCGGUGGGAGAUCAUUAACCAUAUUCUUUAUGUUCCCAAUAAAAUUCAUUGGACUUAAAAGUGCUUAACUUUGGCUGGAUCCAGUCAUGUUUUGUUUUUCUUUGUUUCAGAGAUUGGAGGACAUACCAGAACAUUCACAUUUCUAAUAUGUAACAUUUUUCUCUUUUUAUUUAAUCCAUAUUUUGCAUAUUUUAAGUGUGUCUGACCUCCAAUAUAUAUGCAAAUACAGCACUUUAAUUCUUAUUGAUCAUGUCCAUUUAACAAGGACUGCAGAACCGUGUGAUUUAUUAUUCUUAAAAAUAAUAUCUAGCAUGUUUGUCAAACGUUUUUAUUUAUCAAAGACAUGCUGGUCUUUUCUUUGCAUCUUUUGAACUAGAAUCUUAGUUGGUGACAAUUAGAAUAGCUGUUGGGAGUGGAGCUUCUUACAGUCUGAGAAAUCAGCAACACACAAAUAAGAUUAAAUUUUCACAGUGCUCUUUUCCAUUUCAGACUUUCUUUGGCUGGCACUUUUCAGUGUGCAACAUGAAUAAAAUGGCAGUGAGCUCCAUUUGUUGUUUCAUAACAGAAUCAUGAUCAAAUGCUAUAAUAGAUUAUGGAUUGGCUGCACUGUAAGAGCGCUGUCAUUAUUCAUUGCUUUGUCUCCCUGUGGCUGGGUCCCAUACUGUUCUGGUAAUACUUGGAUGACUGAAAUCACAGGGGUGAGAGUCAUGUGGGAAGUUCCCUUGCCAGCUCCAUUGACCCCUAGUCUCUAAGUGGCAAAUGUACAAACAUGUAUUCACUCAACUUUGAGAAUUUUCUAUACAGUCCAGAAGAACAUUAUUUAAACAUCCUAUUGUAUACAACAUUACUAGAAGCUUGUGCAUGUUUAUAUAGUAGUUUUAGGGUGUGAUCCUGAACAUAGUUGACUUGGAAAGGAUUCAGUUGAUGCCAAUGGUAACUGAGAGCCAGGGUAGAUAAUUUUGUACUCAGCUUACCUGCAGAAAUAACUGCUCCAACUGAGUGGUCUGUGCAGAUGAAUAGUGUACCAUGGAAGGAGGGAACUAAUGGGAUACUGUGUCUCUUCUUCUGUGAUAAGAGAAGAACCAUUUGCAGAGGAAGAAACAUUGUCUUCCUUCCAUGUUACAUGCAAGAAGACCAUUUGCAUGAGCUGUUUUCACAAGCAAACCCAUCCAAAAAGCACCUACAAUGGCUCUUAAUGCCAAGUAAAUAUAACUAGGAAUAAAAUAUUAACAAUAUUUGAUUAGUACCUCAUAAUCCAUCCUGCCAAGACCACUUUUUUAAAGAAAAAGAAUAAUAUGCAUGCAUAAUACAAAGUAGGGUCCAUAAUUAACUAGUAAAAUAAUUGUGAUUGGGGGUGGGGUGGGGUUACUUGGCAGGUUCAAUUGUGUACUGUAUUUGUGACCUGUAACAAUUGCCUAUGUUAAUGCUAAAAUAAUCUUGUUACUAUUUUGUUUCACCAAAAGAGUGGUUGUAUUUUUUGCCUUUUUCUUCUUAAAAAGUGGCAUACUGUACCUAUGAAUGACCAAAUGAUUAAAAUGAUGCUGAAGCAUUUGAGAGGAUUUGUAAAAGACUCCAUCAUCUUAUACCAAUGGCAUGUAAUGAAAAAUUGUAACAUUUAUUUUCUCUAGAAAUUUCACAAACAUCUGUUUAAAAGUUUCUGGAUGCAUUCUACAUCCUAUUGAAUAAUACAACAAAACUCCCAUUUAUUUUAAUGGCUCUGGAUUUCACUUUCUUUGUGGUUGUCUUCCAGUUUGCCUAAAGGAUAGGAAAUGUAGCAUACAUGAGAAUAAUUAAAAAAUAGUACUCCACCAAAAACAAUUCAUCAUUGCAUCCUAAAAAAUAAUUUUCGCAAAAAUAAAACCAGUACAAACAAGCAAAAUGACAUGAGUUUGGUCCUUCAGUGGUCAGUAAUCUGGUUUAAAUGUUUUAUUCAAGACUCUCUGUAUUCAGUGCAGAGACUUGCUUAAAACUCUCUGUGUGUUCAAUAAUGUGAAUGCAACAGCACUAAAUACAAAUUAGCACCUGCUUCUGGGCCAUGUUACAUUAAUUGGGAAGAUCUGGUAGCAGGAGCUAAUUUUUUAUUUUAUUUUGUUUUUGUAAAAAUGAAACAGUUAAACAUUUUGCAACUGAGUGAUUUGUUUCCUACAGCAAUCACACCAAGAAUCUUGUGUUGUUUUUAAUGUAUGGAAAUAUUGGCUUGACACCACAAGUGACCUUACUUUUACAUAUAGGUUUGGUAUUGAUCACCUAGAUUUUUAUUUCAGAAGCUCAAUGUACUGUGUGAUGAAGUGUGCGUGAAUGAAUAUACCUUGCAUGGAUUAUCUGUGCCACCACAAAUAAAAUAUUCUACUAAACAAA
Messenger RNA from Hemicordylus capensis (graceful crag lizard), 7269 nucleotides. RefSeq names its product LIM domain binding 3 (gene LDB3). The transcript is spliced from 17 exons. The coding region runs from base 166 to 2562 and encodes 798 amino acids. Lineage: Eukaryota; Metazoa; Chordata; Lepidosauria; Squamata; Cordylidae. Gene Ontology annotation, molecular function: muscle alpha-actinin binding; actin binding. Gene Ontology annotation, biological process: muscle structure development; actin cytoskeleton organization; heart development. Gene Ontology annotation, cellular component: stress fiber; adherens junction; filamentous actin. The record is from RefSeq and is a predicted model, not a curated record.